This is a messenger RNA of Neoarius graeffei (lesser salmon catfish), 3153 nucleotides long. RefSeq lists its product as uncharacterized. Gene Ontology annotation, molecular function: D-serine ammonia-lyase activity. NCBI's taxonomy places the organism in Eukaryota, Metazoa, Chordata, Actinopteri, Siluriformes, Ariidae. The transcript has 7 exons. The coding region runs from base 144 to 1727 and encodes 527 amino acids. Gene Ontology annotation, biological process: D-serine catabolic process. The record is from RefSeq and is a predicted model, not a curated record.
AGAUUGCUCUUCGAGUUACUGUUCUGUGGAGGAUUUUUAGUGAGCCGAAAGAUAAGAUUUGGUCUGGUUUUAUGUGUACUGACUCCAGCCCAGCUCCCAUGCACAGCUGUGCACUGUUUGUGUUUUGUUAGCAGGGUUUUAAGAUGGCCAGCAGCUCCGAGCUCUUCAAGGACCUUUGCACUCCAGCUUUCAUUGUGGAUCUGGAUAUUGUGAGAAGGAACUCGGACACAAUGCUGGAGCGCUUCCUGAGGCUCGGAGUGCAGCUCCGACCUCACAUGAAAACCCAUAAGACAGUUGAGUGUGCAGACAUCAUGACCAGGGGCUCACGAAGGUGCAUUGUGGUGUCCACCAUGGCUGAGGCUUCUUUCUAUGCUGAUGCUGGUUAUGAUGAUAUCCUCUACGCCUAUCCAUUAACCUGUGAUAAAGUAAAGCGCUGUGCAGAGCUAUCAGAGAGGCUUUCUUUAUUUCAUGUACUGGUGGACAACAGCGUGGCCCUGCAAGAGCUGAAGGCGAGACCGCUGAAGCCAGGCAAAGUCUGGCACGUAUGGUUGAAACUGGACUGUGACAAUGGUAGAGCGGGCAUUCCUCACUCUGAUCCCGCUGCUCCACAGUUAGCCAAGGAAAUUUCAGAGACAGAAGGGGUGGAGCUUACAGGAAUCUACGCCCACUGUGGAAACACCUAUGACUGUAAGGGGGAGGUGCAAAUUAAGGCUGUUGCCCAAGAAACGACGAGUAUCGUGUUACAGUUUGUGGAGAAGCUAAAAGCAUUAGGAAUCCAGAAUGUCAAAUCCAGCAUUGGUUCCACCCCUUCAUGUAGCCACCCAGUUUCAGACAUGGCUAUGUUAAGUGAGGUCCAUCCUGGAAAUUAUGUAUUUUAUGAUGUGCAGCAGUCGCUUAUUGGCUCCUGUAGACUUGAGGACAUUGCAGUGCGGGUGCUGACGAGGGUCAUAGGUCACUACCCGCAUAGAAACCAGCUCCUGGUUGACUGUGGCUGGGCCGCCUUGAGUCAGGACGGUGGAGGCCGUUUACCAACAGGAUAUGCAAUCAUCGAGAGUCAUCCAGAGCUCAAAUUGGUGUCAAUGACUCAGGAACAUGGCAGAGUGGAGCCUAUCUCUGGAGAACUGGAUUUCAGUCAGUUCCCUUUGGGCUCCAUGUUGUCCCUCAUGCCUUACCAUGGGUCGCCACAGCGGAUCUUUCGUCUCCAUUGCGCCCUGUCUUCCACAUCGUUCUCUACCACACCUGCCACUUUCAUGUCCUCUCUCACCCCAUCCAUGUACCUCCUCUUUGGCCUUCCUCAUUUUCAUUUGUCUGGCAGCUCCAUCCUCAACAUUCUCCUUCCCACAUGCUCUGCAUCUCUUCUCAGGAUGUGCCCAUGCCAUCUCAGUCUCAUCUCUCUUAGCUUAAUUCCCAAGCUCUCCACAUGUGCUGUCCCUCUGAUGUACUCGUUCCUUAUCCUGUCCAACCUUGUCACUCCCAUUGCAAACCUUAACAUCCUCAACUCAGCCACCUCCAACUUUGCCUCCUGUCUCUUUGUUAAGGGUACGGUCUCCAAUCCAUACAUCACAGCUGGUCUCACUACUCUCUUGUACAUCUUACCUUUCACUUUUGCUGAGACUUUCCUAUCACAAAUCCUUCUCCAACUGCUCCACCCUGCCUGCACUCUCUUUCUCACCUCACUAUCGCAGCCCCCAUUUUCCUGCACAGUUAACCCCAGGUACUUGAAUUAACCAUCUUUCUUUACGUCUGCUCCUUGCAUCUUCACUCCACUCUCAUCCCCAUUCUCAUUGAUGCACAUGUAUUCUGUUUUGCUCCUGCUCACCUUCAUUCCUCUUCGUUCCAAUGCAUACCUCCAUCUCUCCAAACCCAACUCAACCUCCUUUCUACUUUCACCACAUAUCACAAUAUCAUCCGCAAACAUCAUGUUCCAUGGUGACUCUUGCCUCACUUCAUCCGUCAAGCUAUCCAUCACUAUGGCAAACAAGAAAGGACUCAAAGCAGAUCCUUGAUGGAGUCCCACCUUCACCUUGAACCAUUCAGUCGUUCCAACUGCACACCUCACUGCUGUUUCACUGUUCUCAUACAUGUCUUGCAUCACUCUAAUAUACUUCUCAUUCACUCCACUCUUUCUCAUACAAUACCAUAACUCAUCUCUCGGCACUCUAUUGUAUGCCUUCUCCAGGUUUACAAACACACACUGUAGCUUUCUCUGGCCUUCUCUGUACUUCUCCAUUAACAUUCUUAAAGCAAAAAUUGCAUCAGACGUGCUCUUCUUUGGCAUAAACCCGUACUGCUGUUCACAGAUUGCUACCUCUCUUCUCAAUCUCACCUCCAAUACCCUUUCCCAUAGCUUCAUGGUGUGGCUCAUCAAUUUUAUCCCUCUGUAAUUACUGCAGCUCUGUACAUCUCCCUUAUUCUUGUAUAUUGGGACUAGCGCACUCUUUCUCCAUUCAUUUGGCAUUUUCUCAUUCUCUAGGAUCUUAUUAAACAAUCUCGUUAGGAACUCCACAGCCGUCUCACCCAAACAUCUCCAAGCCUCAAUCGGGAUACCAUCCGGUCUGACUGCUUUCCCAGUCUUCAUUCUUUUCAUGGCUGCCCUCACCUCAUCCUUACUAACCAACUCUACUUCCUGAUUUGCUGUCUCCAAUGAAUCUGACCUUUUCUCUCUUGGAUUCUCCUCAUUUAAUAAAUCCUCAAAGUACUCUUUCCACCUUCUUAAUACACUCUCUUUGUCAGCACAUUUCCAUUUCCAUCUUUCAUCACUCUUACCUGCUGUACAUCCCUCGCUUCCCUGUUUCUCUGCCUAGCUAGUCUGUACAGGUCUUUCUCUCCUUCUUUGGUCUCCAGUCUUUCGUACAACUCCUGGUAUGCAUCUGCUUUCGCCUUCGCUACCGCUCUUUUUGCCUUCUGUCUCAUCUCUCUGUAUAACAGCCUGCUUUCCUCGUCUCUCUACUCGUCCCAAUUCUUCUUUGCUAGCCUCUUCUCUUUUAUAAUUUCCUGCACUUCUUUGUUCCACCACCAUGUCUCCUUGUCUUCCUUCCUCCUUCCCGAUGACCACCCAAGCACCUUCCUUGCUGCCUCUCUUACUAGUACAGCAGUAGUAUUCCAGUCUUCCGGCAGACUUCCAUGGCUACUAAGUAAUUCAUUCAAUAAAAA